AUGACCUACUCUUUGGCCAUAUAUCUGGUGCUACUAUUCCGACGAUAUUCGGAGUUCGAGGUCUUGGGAGCAGAAUGUGAGCCCAAGUGUCCAAUGAAUGACUUCAAUAUAUUCUCCAAAAUAUUCAUCUUUUGGAUGAAAACAAUCCUAAAACACGGCUACAAAUCAAAUGAAGAUUUAACACAACAUUUGCUUCCGAUCUGCGAUUAUAUGAAAUCCCAAAACGCUUUCAAUGCGUUUGAAUCGGCGAACAGGAAAUACAACUCAAAUAAACUCAAAUCCAAAACAGAGAUCACUUUAUUCCCAUUACUCGUGUGGACGGCGUGGACUCCCUAUCUGUUUGGGUCGCUUAUGGAGCUGAUCCACGUGUGCGUCGACUUAAGUCAGCCCUAUAUUCUCGCCAAACUCAUAGACUUCGUGUCGGACACCGACCAUCUGUGGCACGGGUUAUGUUACGCCGUGGCCUACAGUCUCAUUAAUCUGAUGUCCCAACUGACGUCGUCAGCGCUCAUAUCAGCUCUCUAUCAGAAAAUGCUAAGACUUAGUGUCGGUUCCCGUCGCGUGUAUACAACCGGUGAUAUAAACAACAUAAUGGGUGUGGAUGUGGUGGAAAUAUGCGAUUUUAUCCGUUUCAUGACAAACAUGCUGUCAAUACCCUUGGCUAUCGGUAUCGGAGAGUACAUACUGUGGCAGCAAUUGGGUCCGUCAUCGUUGACACUGUUGGCGGUGAUGCUAAUCGUGUGUCCGUUCACUACACUUGUGAUGACACGUAUCGACACAUUGCAGACCAAACAGAUGCAGUUGAAAGACAAACGGAUGCAACAAAUCAGUGAAGUAUUAAGUAAUAUAAAACUCCUGAAACUGUUUGGUUGGGAGAAACCGUUCAUCGAUCGGAUCUCAGAGACCAGACGCCAAGAGUUGCAUACUUUGAAAGUGAAUAACUAUUUUUGGUCGGGUAUUGAUGUGCUCUGGAUUGUCGUGCCCUUCAUUGUCGCCGGAAUCACAUUCACUAUAUUUAUCUAUACAUCCGGUCAGCCAUUCACCGCAAAAACGGCUUUUGUUUCGCUAUCUGUUUAUAUCUCGUUGAAGGCACCGAUGGGAAGACUUCCAGCGGUGUUGACCCAGUUGACCCUGGCUAUUGUCUCGUUUCGAAGAAUUCGUAAAUAUUUAAGUUCUGAAGAAUUGAACGAAAGUGUGGAAAGGGAUGAGAGAAGAGACGAUUCAAGUGAUGAGAGAUAUGCCGUGUCUUUGAAAAAGUGUUGCUUUUCGUGGGGUUUAGAAGACGAGCCGAUUCUAAAGGAUAUUACGCUGAAUGUGAAGAAGGGAUCGUUGGUUGCGAUUGUGGGAAGAGUGGGAUCGGGAAAGUCGUCCCUAUUUUCAGCCCUAAUGGGCGAUAUGUACCAAACGGGAGGCUCGAGGAGUGCAAUGAGG
Oppiella nova is the source of this 1431-nucleotide messenger RNA. The record is from the annotation of a GenBank genome assembly. Lineage: Eukaryota; Metazoa; Arthropoda; Arachnida; Sarcoptiformes; Oppiidae.